UACAUAACGGGGAAGGGAGAAAUUAUGUUAAGUAAACUUGGCGGGAAAAACGUAAGCAGCCAUUAUAACCGCCAUAGUCUUGAAGCUUGAACUACUCGCUCAUUCUCUCUCCUCUUAGCAACUACAGCAAUGGAGAAAAGAGACGAACCAAUACCCAUUGAACUAGAUGAAGAUGAUGAAAUCAUUCCUACUACAACCAAAGAACCCCCUAAAAUCCAUCGUUUAGAUGAAUCUGUCAUCAACCGCAUCGCCGCCGGCGAAGUCAUCCAACGUCCAGUUUCCGCCAUUAAAGAGCUCGUCGAGAACAGCCUCGAUGCUCAUUCUUCCUCCAUUAAUGUCGUUGUUAAAGAUGGUGGUCUCAAACUCAUUCAAGUCUCCGACGAUGGUCACGGAAUUAGGUUUGAGGAUUUGCCGAUACUUUGUGAACGGCAUACGACGUCGAAAUUGUCGAAAUUCGAGGAUUUGCAGUCGAUUACAUCGAUGGGGUUUAGAGGUGAGGCUUUGGCAAGCAUGACUUAUGUAGGUCAUGUGACGGUGACUACUAUAACCCCAGGCCAAUUGUAUGGAUUCAGGGUGUCUUAUAGAGAUGGUGUUAUGGAGAAUGAGCCUAAACCUUGUGCUGCUGUGAAAGGGACUCAGAUCAUGAUCGAAAAUCUUUUCUAUAAUAUGACAGCACGGAAGAAAACACUUCAGAACUCUAAUGAUGAUUAUCCAAAGAUUGUUGACUUGCUAAGUCGGUUUGCAAUUCAUCACAUAAAUGUGGGCUUUUCUUGUAGAAAGCAUGGGGCUGCAAGAGCUGAUAUUCAUAGUGUUGCCACAUCUUCUAGAACUGAUGCAAUCAGAGCUGUUUAUGGUGUAUCUGUUGCCCGUAAUCUAAUAAAGAUAGAAGCCUCAGAUGAUGAUCCAUCUAACUCAGUGUUUAAGAUGAAAGGUUUCAUCUCCAAUUCCAAUUACGUGGCCAAGAAGAUAACUAUGGUGCUUUUUAUUAAUGAUCGAUUGGUUGAGUGCUCUGCUUUGAAAAGGGCUAUCGAAAUUGUAUAUGCUGCAACUCUGCCCAGAGCAUCAAAACCUUUUGUAUACAUGUCAAUUACAUUACCACCUGAGCAUGUUGAUGUGAACAUACAUCCAACAAAACGUGAGGUAAGCCUUUUGAAUCAGGAAGUUAUAAUUGAGAAGAUACAGUCAGAAGUGGAACUGCAAUUGACAAACUCCAAUGAGACAAGAGUAUUUGAAGAACAGGUGAUGCAGCCCCCCCCUUCAAUUCCUGUAGGAACAAGCAAAGAUUCCCUUUCUAGUCCUCCAGCUUCUGCAUCGAAGUCGCAGAAGAUUCCCGUGCAAAAGAUGGUUAGAACUGAUGCAUUAGAUCCAGCAGGAAGGUUGCAUGCAUAUAUGCAAGUUAAGCCUUCUACUCAGCUUGAACGAAAUGCUAGCUUGAAUUCUGUAAGGUCUUCAAUUAUUAGACAAAGGAGAAAUCCCAAGGAGAGUGCAGAUCUUACCAGCAUUCAGGAGCUUGUUGAGGAAAUUGAUAAUAGCUCUCAUUCUGGCCUGCUUGAUAUUGUCAGAGGCUGCACUUAUGUUGGAAUGGCGGAUGAUGUUUUUGCAUUGGUACAGUACAAGACUCAUCUUUACCUGGCAAAUGUAGUAAACUUGAGCAAAGAACUCAUGUAUCAGCAAGUCCUGCGUCGUUUUGCUCAUUUCAAUGCUAUACAAUUGAGUGACCCUGCUCCUCUCCCUGAGUUAAUAAUGCUGGCACUCAAAGAGGAAGAUAUGGAUGCAGAUGACAGUGAGGAUGAUGAUUUGAAGAAGAAAAUUGCUGAGAUGAACACUGAGCUACUCAAGGGAAAAUCCGAAAUGCUGGAGGAGUAUUUCUGCAUUUACAUAGAUCCACAAGGGAAUUUGUCCAGGCUUCCUGUCAUACUUGAUCAGUACACACCUGACAUGGAUCGUGUUCCUGAAUUUGCUCUUUGUCUUGGCAAUGAUGUUGACUGGGAGGAUGAGAAAGUUUGCUUUCAAACAAUCUCAGCCGCUCUUGCAAAUUUCUAUGCCAUGCAUCCGCCUAUUUUGCCAAAUCCAGCAGGUGAUGGCUUACAACACUAUAGAAGAAAAUCUCAACCUGCCGUGAUAUCUAUUGAUGAAGAUAUGAACAGAUCUGCUCCUAAUGAGGUUAAGGACGCUGAGAUUGAACAUGAACUACUUGCAGAAGCAGAGACAGCUUGGGCACAACGUGAGUGGUCUGUGCAGCACAUCCUAGUUCCUGCUAUGCGACUCUUUCUUAAACCCCCUAAUUCAAUGGCUAAAGAUGGGACCUUCGUACAGGUGGCCUCACUGGAGAAGCUUUACAGAAUAUUUGAACGAUGCUAACAGGUCAGACUUGAAACUCUUUGCAAAGAUGAGGAAAAAUGAGUCUGUUUGAAAUAUAGGGAAUGUAUAUAAUUAUGAAUGAAUGAUAACUUUAAUUAGGUGUUACCUGUUCCUGUGUACAUACAAAAUGUCUGAUGUCAUCUGCAGUAUGUAUAAAUUGCAGAUUCAACAAAUACUUUAGACUUUCAAUGUGAAAAUGUAAUAAACUUCUGCUCCACUUAUUAAUCAUGCUUUUAGGCCAAAUACAAUUUUGUCCUGAAAAUUCCGAUCUAACCUUGAGGGUAAAGUGACUAAGUUUAUGUCAAGUCGUACAA
Molecule: messenger RNA, 2675 nt
Organism: Chenopodium quinoa (quinoa)
Lineage: Eukaryota; Viridiplantae; Streptophyta; Magnoliopsida; Caryophyllales; Amaranthaceae
Product: DNA mismatch repair protein MLH1-like
Exons: 16
Coding region: 130-2361 (743 amino acids)
Biological process (GO): mismatch repair
Cellular component (GO): MutLalpha complex
Molecular function (GO): ATP binding; ATP-dependent DNA damage sensor activity; mismatched DNA binding
Source: RefSeq, a predicted model, not a curated record